This is a messenger RNA of Mauremys reevesii (Reeves's turtle), 2168 nucleotides long. RefSeq names its product heparin binding EGF like growth factor (gene HBEGF). Gene Ontology annotation, molecular function: heparin binding. The transcript is spliced from 6 exons. NCBI's taxonomy places the organism in Eukaryota, Metazoa, Chordata, Testudines, Geoemydidae. The coding region runs from base 269 to 892 and encodes 207 amino acids. The record is from RefSeq and is a predicted model, not a curated record. Gene Ontology annotation, biological process: positive regulation of cell population proliferation; positive regulation of mitotic nuclear division; epidermal growth factor receptor signaling pathway.
UCUACCCCUGGUGCUGGCACAGCCUGGUGCGGGAGAGAGAGAGAGGGCUCCUGCUGAGAGCUGGGCACGUGUGCGCCGUGGAGGUCGGGCAGAGCAAGCCGCCUGGCAGGACCGAGGGAGCCCGGCGGCGUCUAACGCGAGGCGGCACAGCUCGGCGGGUGCCGUGGGAGGUAGCGGGGCGAUCGCAGAGCCGAGCCCAGAGCGCUGCGGGCACGGCCAGCGGGUGGAAGCGGCCAGUUCGGGAGCCACGCGCCAGGCAGGGAGCGACAUGAAGCGGCUGCUCGUGGCUGUCAGCGUCCUUCUGGCUGCAGGAUGUUCCGUGGCGGCGCCCGGAGCCGGGCUGGAAGUGCUGCGGGGCCCGGCCUUCCACGAGGCGAGCGGCGGCCGGUCCAUCGCGCGGCUGCUCCGGAGCGGGCUGGAGGAGGAGCGCGACCCGGACGGCGGCGGGGUCUCGUCGGGGGAUUAUUUCCUGGAGCUUCCGAGAGUUGCCUUCUUGUCCAAGCCAGAAGGUUUGGUUACUCCAAAAAAAGAAGGGAAAGGGAAGAAAAGGAGGAAGGGCAAAGGCAAGGGGAAGAAGAGAGACCCAUGUCUGCGAAAGUACAAGGACUUCUGUAUUCAUGGAGAAUGCAAAUACAUCAGUGAACUGAAAGCUCCAUCCUGCAUAUGCCAGCCAGGGUACCAUGGCGAGCGGUGCCACGGCCUCACUCUCCCUGUGGAAAACCCCUCCACCAGUUAUGACCAUACCACAGCGUUGGCCGUCGUAGCGGUGGUGCUCUCCUCUCUGUGUCUCAUCAUCAUCGCUGCAUUGCUGAUGCUCAGGUGUCACAAAAGAGGAGUUUAUGAUGUAGAAAACGAAGAGAAAAUUAAGUUGGGCAUCACCGGAAACCACUGAUGGCAUCGCGGUGGCCUGCAAGGAUUCAGCAGUGAAGCGAUUCUACCUCCACCAAGAAGCCAGUCAUAGCAACUUAAGACUCUGUUUAUUGGACCUCUUGAAACACCAACAGGAGUGGAAGGGGAGUAUCUGUUUUUGGGGGUUGUGUCAGGGAAUGACUUCACUGAAACACACAUCUCAAUGAGCCAGCCUGAUCUGCUGGAAUGAAAGAAGGUGGCAGGAAUGGCGACUUCCUGCUGGAUGGUUUCCAAUAAGCAGUGGAAUUCCUUGAGGAGUCUCAGCUGAAGGGCUCCUGCUGAGGAUGGAAAGCUGGACCUUCGCUUUAGUGCUUUGCUAGAGACUGAAGAGUAACUAAAACCAAACCUGAAUUUGGAUCCUUCAAACGCACGCUGAGGAACUAACUGUGAAAGACUUCAACUCCGCGGAGACUGACUUUGCGGCUUUAUUAGAUGGGGGCUGGGGAGGGAAACUAUUUAACAAGAUAUUUUUCAUGUUAAAUUAUAUAUUUAUUUUAGAUAUACUGUACAUAGUAUUUAUUUAGGGUCUGAUCCUGUAGUCUGGAAAUCAAUGGGAUCUUUACCGUGAGUUCAGACGGCAGGAUUGGCCCUCACUUUUUAAUGUGUAACAUAAUGGUCUAAUAAUUAACACUUUGUUACAAAUGCUUAGAUAUUAUUUAAUGAUGACUGGAAAAGGAGUCAGAUAAUUUUAAUAUGACAGAUUUGGAACGGUGUGUCCUUACUAACUAUUGUCCAUGAAUAUUUCAUGUGGCACUAUAAGGGGAAAAAUACGGACAGCAUGAGCCAGAAACCAGAUUUCAAUACUUCUGCAUGUCCCCUUCUCCCUUCUUGCUGAGAAACAGCAGGCGAGGGGAAUCACAUGUAUGGGGGCAAACUCAGACCUGUUGUAAGUGAGUGCAGCUCCACUGAAUCUGACCUAUACUGUCCAAACAUUUCUGUUAUUCAAAACCAGCCUCUGCAAUUGAAAAAAGGGGUGGAUUGAUUCAAAAUCCAAAGCCUAGGCCAAACACCAAAGGUGCAGGAGACAAACAUAGGGGGAAUUAUCUCAAGAUAGGCUCUACGUGGUUGCCAGGACCCCAAGGAAGUCUUAUGGGCUCUCUUCCCUCAUGGAGAUUCCUGAAGUCCCCGCAUUAGAACAAGUUUGAGUUCUUAUGUGUGUCAGAUUUCAGAGGCUGCAGUGAGCGACCUCAUAUUGUUACAUCCUGUGCUUCCAAAACAGGUUCAGAUGUUACAAUCAAAAUAAAAAUAACCCAAACUCA